Messenger RNA from Phytophthora sojae, 774 nucleotides. RefSeq lists its product as hypothetical. Gene Ontology annotation, biological process: carbohydrate metabolic process. Bases 1 to 774 code for a protein of 257 amino acids. The transcript has 2 exons. Lineage: Eukaryota; Oomycota; Peronosporomycetes; Peronosporales; Peronosporaceae. Gene Ontology annotation, molecular function: cellulose binding. Gene Ontology annotation, cellular component: extracellular region. The record is from RefSeq and is a predicted model, not a curated record.
AUGGUCAAGCUGCAGCGAUUCCUCGUCGCCAUGGCCAUCGCGGCGGCGGUGGCAACAAGCGCGAGCGCUCAAGACGUAGCGGCAGAGGAUCUGCGCCAAGAUUCGGGCAGCUCACUCGACGAGAGCGACUCUGGAGACGGCAGCGCAUUUCUCGACUCCGAUUCCGGCAGCUUCGCAGUUGAUACAUCCACAAUCGGCAGCGACAGCGCAGCGGGCGAGGUCACGACCCAGCCAGAGACACCACCACCACCAAACAGUCCUCCAGUAGUGCAGGUGCAGCCCGUAGUCGACGGCGUCAAGAUGUUCGGACAGUGCGGCGGCGUGUUCUACUCCGGCAGCAGCACGUGCGCCGACCCUGACGCCUACUGCAAAGAGCUCAGCAUCUACAGCUCCAUCUGCUCCCCCAAGCCACUGCGUGUCGUUCUGAGCUUCGCGGUUGCAGUCUUGGUGUCCCUAUCAACCCUCGACCAUGUAGCCGCCCAGGCAUCCCAAGCCGACAACGAGCCCAGCUACACCGGCAGCGGAGACGGUGGAGAGACUGCAGAACCAGUGGUGGAAGAACCCCCACCAGAAUACAACUACACGCCGUCUCCAACCAAGACCGCAGCCAACAAGGCAUCGUCGGGCAGCGGGGCCAGCAGCAACACCAUCCAAUUCCCCACUGGAGGCGGCACAGUGCCGCAAUGGGGUCCCUGCGACGCGAACGCCAAGUGCGCAAAGCACACGUACUGUAAGCUGCUCAGCAGCGGCACCUCCAUCUGCUACCCUGCGUAA